AUGGCUGGGCACUUGGGCAGAGAGUUAGAUCGCCCAUAUCCUUUCCCUGUCCAAGGGCUUCACCUUGGCAACAUCCCUGCUGUUGUUCACCAUGAAGCUAGUGGAGGCUUCUUGCCUGAAGCCUUCAGUGGGGCAGCCCCUGGGCAGGGAUUUGGGUUCAGGCCCGACUAUGGGCCUCCAGGAGGGAUGCUCGAGUCCCACCCUGGCGGAGGAGAAGCUCCCCGGACUUGGUACCCCUUCUCUGCUGGAGGAGAAGCCUGGAGUCACCAUCCCGGGGUGAUGAUGGGGGCUUAUGGGGUCACUCAGCCCGGGGAAGCCGCUUUCCAAGGCCCAAAGCCUGACAUCAAAGUGGAGCCUGACUUUGACCAGCCGGGGCCCUCCUAUGUGCACACCUGGACAGGUGGCUGCCUUGUGCCGGCCCCCUCGGCCUGCAUUGCGCCGGGAGAUAGCAGUGGAGCUCCUUCACCCGGUGAAGAACCCCAGCGCUCCAGCAGCCCCGCUAGCCAGGAUGACGACCUGGGCAGCCUGACUGGCAGCGAGGAGACCAGUCCCCAGAGUAACGGUAGCAGCCCAGGUGGGCAGGCAGCCUCUGGAGAAGCCAAGGAGGACGGCAGCGGAGGCAGCGGAGAUGAGGUUCCUAUUAUUACCUCAGAGGAACUGGAAGAGUUUGCCAAGUUGCUCAAGCACAAAAGAAUCUCACUGGGCUUUACUCAGGCAGAUGUGGGACUGGCCUUGGGUCUGCUGUAUGGGAAGAUGUUCAGCCAGACCACGAUCUGCCGCUUCGAAGCCUUGCAGCUGAGCUUCAAGAACAUGUGCAAACUGAAGCCCCUCCUCCAGCGCUGGCUGGAAGAGGCCGAUUCCAACGAGAACUUGCAGGAGCAGCUGUGCUCCAUGGAGUCUGCCAUGAUCCAGGCCCGGAAACGUAAACGCACCAGCAUUGAGAACAGCGUGCGGGGGACCCUCGAGUCUUACUUCCUGCGCUGCCCCAAGCCCAACGUGGACGAGAUCGAGCAGAUUGCUGAUAACCUCAGCCUGGAGAAGGAUGUUGUCCGCGUCUGGUUCUGCAAUCGUCGCCAGAAGGGCAGGCGCAACUUAGGGGCUGGGUCGCGGGAUGAAUACGAUGGGCCGGCCGUACCACCUCCCUACCCUCAUGGCGCGCGCCAGGCUCCACCCCCUGGGCUCGGCCCCGCCCACCACCAGCUGGGCCCACCCCACCAGGGCUACAAUGGCGCUGCCUUCGCUGCCCUGUACCUGCCCCCGUUCCACGAAGGGGACGCCUUCGUUCCUUCCCCCUCUGGCUCUGCCGUCAUGGGCCACCCAAUGCAUUCGAGCUGA
Messenger RNA from Zootoca vivipara (common lizard), 1335 nucleotides. RefSeq names its product POU class 5 homeobox 1 (gene POU5F1). Gene Ontology annotation, molecular function: RNA polymerase II cis-regulatory region sequence-specific DNA binding; DNA-binding transcription factor activity, RNA polymerase II-specific. The record is from RefSeq and is a predicted model, not a curated record. NCBI's taxonomy places the organism in Eukaryota, Metazoa, Chordata, Lepidosauria, Squamata, Lacertidae. Gene Ontology annotation, biological process: regulation of transcription by RNA polymerase II.